GAGGCAGGGGCGGGGUUUGGUGAAACUAAAAUAAACACCAACAGGCAGCAUUUUGUGAGUAUGUGCAGCCUCAGAAGGAUAGACUGCAAUAGCUAGAAGGGCAAGUACAGCUUGAAACCUUUAGCAAGAUGAUCAAAUCCUUCAAGCAAACUUUUCUGUCCCUGGAUCUGCAGUCCCCGCGAUGGAGCUCAGCAGAUACGAUGGCAAAGGAUUAUGAACUGCGUCAGUAUGAGACGGCGAAGUGGGUCAGCGCAGUCAUCAGGGGAGAAACCCAGAAGGAGGCAAUGCGCCAAGGCUUCUGGAAACUCUUCCACUACAUCCAAGGGAAGAAUGAUAAAGAAAUGAAGAUUGAUAUGACUGUGCCAGUGACGUGCCUGGUAAAAUCUGGCUGCACAGACUUCAAGAUCUCUUUCUUUGUGCCAUUUGAACACCAGGACUCCCCACCACAGCCCACUGACUCCGAUGUGUUUGUUGAGGAGCGGAAAGCAGCAGCCAUCUUUGUCCGGUCCUUCGGAGGAUUUGCCUCCCCAGAGAAAUAUGCUGAAGAAGCUGAAGUUUUGGCCAGAAUCUUAAGAAACAGAGGCCAACCAUUCCAUGAAGAUUUCUUCUAUACUGCAGGCUAUGACAGUCCCUUCAAGCUCUUUAACAGGCACAAUGAAGUGUGGUAUUUUAAAAAGUAAUACGGUGGGUGGGAAUAUUAAGAGGCUACUAAUCAGCUCUGGAUGAAAACAGACCUUAUUAAUGGCUUUUGCUUUAGUGCAGAAGAGAUUUAAUUUGCACAUGGACACAGGAUCAUGUCUAAUUCAUUUUCUCUAGGAUGAAAUACUAUUCUGGUUAAAAAGAUUUCAGCUCUUUUUACAAGAUGUAAUUUAAAUUCAAGUCAAUUGUACCAGCUGGAGUGGGAGGGAAACAUGACAAACUUAUUCCUCUUACUGAAAGGUUCUAGGGAACACUAAUAAUCUCAAAAUAUUCCCACAGAACAGUUUGAAUGCCUAGUUUUACUUCUCAUUAGAAGUGCCACAGCAAUAGCUCAAGUGUUUUGGAGAAUGGGUUCUUCAUGGAGCAUACCUUUCCCAUAUUGCUAUCACUCCUGAGACAACAGAAAAAUGGGGGAAAUUAGAUUUUUCAGAGAAGCUUACCAUUAAUGAGUUCUGGGAGGCAGCAAUAUUUUAGCAGGCCCCAGUGCCUCAUAAGCAGUUAAGAUUUUUCUUUAAAUAGUAUUAUUGAGAUCCCCCACCUCUCUGCUCAACUAUUUCCCCCCACCCUCACGGAGGCUGGAUGCUGUCUUGCUCCAGAGUAACACCAGUGACCAGAUUAGACAGAGUCCAGUGGAAAAGGGUUAACAGUGUCCAAACUGUAUGCUUAUUCUGUGCAUAUCAUCUGUGCCUGAACAUGUAAUACCAGACUUACUGGUGGGUCUGUAAUUUUAGGAGCAAAUACACAAGCAGAAGUGUUUAGUUCUUAACUGUUCUGCUUUAAGUUCUGCGAAAUACUAAUUAUACUUCAAUUACUUAGAUUCAUCCAAAUCUUAGAACUGACCAUGUCAACUGCAGUCUGCAUACUAGCAAUACCUGACAUUUAAGACACUUGCAGAACUAGCAUAUGAACUAGUUUAGUUCCUGCUCUACAUCAAGUAUUUGAAGCUUUUGUAAAGUAGUCUAGAGCUGAUUUACAGCAAGCUGUUCAGGUCAGAAAGCAGUUCACAACAACAUGUAGAGUUUAUAUAUUUUUAUUAGUUCCAAUCAGUACCAGGCAAGCAUUACCAGCAUGGUAAAAAACUUUACCAACACUGUUCCUGGAAGUGUAAUCCAUUAUUCUGCAAUCUUCCACCUAUUAAGACAGACAUAAGAACCACCAUAAGACACACCAAACCAGCACAAGAAGCUUGCUGGGAACAACUCAGACCUUAGAUUUUCAUCUCUGUUCAGUGAGAGAGUUCAAGCUAAGGUUAUCAUCAUUUGUUCCAACAACUGAAGUUUAUUAUUAGAGUUACACUCACCUUCCUCUGUUCAUCAUACAGUAGUUUCAAAGUUGCCUCCUCACCUAAAGCAAGAAAACACAGUUAACAUAUACAAUAACACAACUGCUAAAAGCUCCCACAGCAGCUUUGUAACCUCAGAAAGAAGUGGAACGGAAAUUGUGAUAUCACUGUAAUUCAUUUGGCAGAAUCAAGUUUCAUCAGUGGUCACAAAUACUCCCAGGGUUUUUUUAAACAUAAUUUAUCUGAUACAUGGUCUUACCCAAAUGAAGUUGCAGACAGCACAGUCCUUUCCUGAGAAAGAGAAAAGUUUCAGAAUAAAUAAGCUUGCAUAUAGUGAUGUCUGUUAUCUAUGAAAUUCUACCCACCAAGCUAGUUUUACCUACAGGGAGGCUGCAUUUCAGCUGGCAACUGACAAGAACUUCAACUACAACACCCAAAUAGGAGAUACAAAGUUUGCAAACCCUAACUGAAUUGAAAAUACAGAAAUACUAACAUUGGAAGAAAUCAGGGAAAAGCACAAAGCUACUACUUUGUGACACUGUCUCUUCCCAACCCAAAGUUGUAUUCAAUGUGUUUCAAUACUUAAAAUACAACUCCCAUAUAAAUCAUCUCAAAGAAAUCUACCCUUAACAGUGAAAAGUAGUCUGUUGGAGGAAACAAGUUUGUACAGCUAUCACUCAACCCUAAAUUGGUGUCCAGCCAACAUAACCAAGAUUAGCAAAAAUUACUGAGUAGUGACAACCACAGCAUAUGGAGUUAGUGUUUUAAUUCAAGAGUGCAGUGUUAUAAUGCCAGCUCACAGCACAGCCAGAUACACCAGGUGUUAGUUAAUGCCAGGAGUUACAUUUGCUGCUGUGCAUCCUGCUGUACUACAUUAUCAAUACUGUAUUGGGAAAGUGGUCUCCACCAAUUCAGUUCUUUUACUAUUUCCACUGUGUGAAGACAUCAAGCAAUAAAAACCCAGUUUUUAAGAGUCA
Calidris pugnax (ruff) is the source of this 2958-nucleotide messenger RNA. It is a transcript of the gene HEBP2, whose product is annotated as heme binding protein 2. The transcript is spliced from 5 exons. Bases 129 to 680 code for a protein of 183 amino acids. The record is from RefSeq and is a predicted model, not a curated record. Gene Ontology annotation, cellular component: cytoplasm. NCBI's taxonomy places the organism in Eukaryota, Metazoa, Chordata, Aves, Charadriiformes, Scolopacidae.